Messenger RNA from Spirometra erinaceieuropaei, 1077 nucleotides. The record is from the annotation of a GenBank genome assembly. Lineage: Eukaryota; Metazoa; Platyhelminthes; Cestoda; Diphyllobothriidea; Diphyllobothriidae.
AUGGAUCACCGUACUGCGCUCUUCCAGGAGAUGUGGCGUCAAGGCGAAGUCCCGCAAGAUUUCAAAGACGCAACAAUCGUGCACCUAUACAAGCGAAAAGGGAAUCGUCAAGUCUGCGACAAUCACCGUGGCAUUUCCUUGCUGAACAUCGCCGGGAAGAUCUUUGUGCGAAUCCUCCUCAACCGUCUCAAUAACCAUCUGGAACAGGGCCUUCUGCCUGAAAGCCAGUGCGUCUUCCGUCGUCAUCGUGGGACCACGGAUAUGAUCUUCGCCGCCCGUCAACUUCAGGAGAAGUGUCAGGAAAUGCGGACUCACCUGUACUCCACCUUCGUGGACCUGACGAAAGCCUUCGACACGGUGAAUCGUGAAGGACUGUGGAAUAUUACGCAGAAAUUCGGCUGUUCUGAGCGAUUCACACAGAUGGUGCGUCAGCUGCACGACGGUAUGAUGGCGCGAGUCACGGACAACGGAGCUGUCUCAGAGGCAUUCGCAGUGACCAACGGAGUGAAGCAGGGAUGCGUGCUGGCACCAACCCUCUUCAGUCUUAUGUUCUCUGCCAUGCUGAUGGACGCCUACCGCGACGAACGCCCUGGAAUCCGCAUCGCCUACAGAACGGACGGUCAUCUCCUGAAUCAACGGCGCAUGAACUUCCAAUCGCGCGUAUCCACAACCACCGUUCACGAACUCCUCUUCGCCGACGACUGCGCCCUGAACACCACCUCGGAAGAGGAGAUGCAACGGAGCAUGGACCUGUUCUCCGCCGUCUGCGAGAACUUCGUUCUGGUCAUUAACAAGCAGAAGACGGUGGUGAUGCACCAACCGCCACCUAACUCAGCCACAGCUCACAACGCGCCGCCGCAAAUCAGUGUGACCGGAACCCAACUGCAAGUGGUGGAGAACUUCCCGUCGCUACUGUAUGGAGCGGAGACUUGGAAGGGGUACGCAAAUCAGGCACGCCGACUGAACCAAUUCUACGUCAGUUGUCUUCGUCGCAUCCUGAGGCUGUACUGGCCGGAUCGAAUCCCGACACUGAUGUGCUGGAACGGACGGGAAUUCUCAGCAUCUACGCCAUACUGA